This is a messenger RNA of Drosophila persimilis, 2336 nucleotides long. It is a transcript of the gene dpr1, whose product is annotated as zwei Ig domain protein zig-8. The coding region runs from base 593 to 1732 and encodes 379 amino acids. Lineage: Eukaryota; Metazoa; Arthropoda; Insecta; Diptera; Drosophilidae. The record is from RefSeq and is a predicted model, not a curated record. Gene Ontology annotation, cellular component: neuron projection membrane. Gene Ontology annotation, biological process: synapse organization. The transcript has 8 exons.
UUUAUGGUGCGCGGUCAGUUCAGUUCAGACCAGAUUCAGAUUCAGAUUCCGAUUUCGAUUCUGUUUUAGUAGGGUAGUAGUGCCGUGUACCGAGUGCCGAGUGCCAAGUGUUCCCUAGGCCUAAUGAGCCCCCUUUGCGUGUUAAUUGCGAAUUAAUGACUGGCGAUUAAAAUGCAAUAAUCGCUUGCAUGGUACCCUACGAAUGAACCUCUGCGGUUCGGUUACUUUCAAGUGAAACAGUGUAGUCUAUAGAGGUCUGACAUCUAUAGAGUUCCCUUUGAAAUAACGCAGACAUUGUGCCCCGAGAAUGUUGUGGAAAAAAACUUCAACUGGAGAGGAUUAAAAAGAAACAGUGCAAAAAACGGAAAACAGGAAACACCCGAAACAAAAAACAAACACUUUCAUUGCUCCCCAGGCAGAGCUUAGUAGAGAGUGCUUCCCGGAUCUAAUUUGACGGAAUCGUUAGUUGACCAGACCGACCUCGACAUCUCCCACCCCCCGCACCGACACGUUUUGCUGGGGGAUCGCGUGCCGAGAGUACAACGAUAAUAACAAUAAACUUGCGGAUAACAACUACAGAAACAGCAAUAGAAUGUCCGCCCGCCUGACAUCGUUGUCCCCGUCAUCGGCAUCGGCAUCGGCAUCAUCCCUGCUCCCGGCCAGAGCCAAUUUCGGAUUACUCAACUGGCUCAUCAGUUGGCUGCUGCUGUCGAUGGCGCUGCUUAGAGGCUACAGCGCUGCGAUUGCCCCCACGCCGCCCACGACCACCACCACGACCAUCUCGCCCUCGAAUCUGCUGCCCUACUUCGACUUUGACGUGCCGCGCAACUUGACCGUAACCGUCGGCCAAACCGGCUUCCUACACUGCCGCGUGGAGCGGCUGGGUGAUAAGGACGUCUCCUGGAUACGCAAACGUGAUCUGCAUAUACUCACCGCCGGCGGCACAACCUAUACAUCUGAUCAGCGUUUCCAGGUCCUGCGACCUGAUGGCUCGGCCAAUUGGACUCUGCAAAUAAAGUAUCCCCAGCCCCGCGACUCGGGGGUCUACGAGUGCCAGAUCAACACGGAGCCCAAGAUGUCCUUGUCGUACACCUUCAAUGUUGUGGAACUCAAGGCGGAAAUCUUUGGGCCCAGAGAUCUGAUGGUGAAGACAGGCAGCGACAUUAACCUAACCUGUAAAAUUAUGCAGGGACCCCACGAGCUGGGCAACAUAUUCUGGUACAAAGGCAGCGAAAUGCUCGAUGGCAAAGGCGAGAAUGAAAUUGACAGCUCCAUGGCCCGCAUCCGCGUCGAGGAUGAUUGGUCGGACGGCCUGACUUCGAGAUUAAAAAUCAAGCACGCCAUGCCCGGCGAUACUGGCAACUACACCUGUGUACCCACGGUGGCGAAAACCUCGAGCGUCUAUGUGCACGUAAUUAUUGGCGAACACCCGGCGGCUAUGCAACAUAACUCGAGCAGCAACAGCAACAGCUUUUAUUGCGGCAUCUGCUGUAUGCUGCUUAGCAUUGUUUCCUGCUGCCUGCAGCAUUGGUACGAGUCCGGGAGUGGAUAUGUCUCAACAACGGCGAUGGCAAGUACGGGUUCGGUGUUCAAUUUCCCCCGGCAUGCAACGUUGCAAACAAGAGGAACUGGAGUCACGAGAACAGCAGUAUCGACAACGGCAGCAGUGGCAGCUGCUCCAACUAGCAACAUGUUGCGAGCACGCCCGGCGGCGGCUCAGUGCAUGAGAUGAAGGAAUAAUCAACACGCCGGUGAGGCAAAACAGGAAUCAGCAGAACACUAAAAAGGCAAACACACAUACAAACACCACGCCCACAUUCAAGGUGAUUUAAUUUCUGUUUCGGGCGCGGUAAGGUCUGCGUUGUCUCAUGAAAAAGUAUUUAUUAAUGUCUAAGAUGAUGAGUGCACGUAGUUUAAAAAGAAAACGUAUUAUCCGAUAUGCGACGUUAUAGCAACAUGCGAAUGGAAAGACAAGGGAAGGGAGGGAAAUGAAGCCAGAGGCUGGGAAACCCUGAGCCCUUCAUCUGGCACUGGAAAAACCUAACCAUUUUUCGUGGAUUAUCAGAAUCUAGUUCAAUGUUUAUAGAGAAUAAACAAGAGACGAUGUAAUACAAAUUAAAGUUUUGUGCGAUUCGUUAUGAUUUUACUGGCCAGUGAUCGAUAGCAACGAUCGAUAAUUCAUAGUCGACUAUAGAAUCAAUACCGAUUGACAGUAAUAAGUAUCGAUAUAAAUGUCACAUCAUUAACUAGAGGAAAAUCUAUUUAAAAUUUCUGAAAACCGAUUAUUUUUGUCUUUUUGUGAGUACCGUUAAUCAGCUACCGAUAUACAAUUAUCG